UUUUUAUUCAUAAUACAAAAUAGUUUGAGUAAGAAAAUAGACAAAGUAAGAAACCUCUUGGAUGGACAGGAAAGAUAUGACAAACGUGGUUGCUUAGUGAGAAAGGAAGGAACAGUAUGUCUUCAGCAUCGUCUAUAGCAUCGACCAAGGGUAAAAAAAUCUUCAACAGAAAUCAUCACCUUCUUUUCAGAAGUCUACUAAAAAGAGCAAGCGAAUGUUUAAAUUCUUCCUUACAUCCUAAUAGGUACUAACUUGACUAAUGUUUCCAGUUCUCCUCGUCAAAGGCCGCACCGGCAAAGACCUGCUGAUGCUAAACGGCUACACAUAUUACCAGCACAAAAUCCUCAGGGACGGCUUCCGCUGGAGCUGCACCCAGAUGGGAUCCAGGUCUUGCCGAGGGUUCCUCCACGUGACCAAUGAGAUGCUCGUCGUCAGGGCCCAUACAGAGCACACUCAUCCACCUUCUACUUACUUCUUGGAGAAGAUUAAGCAGCAGUACGCUAGAGAAAUUGAUCUCAAGAAAAGCUCAUCCGACGAGGACGAAACUUCCCUAUCUUCGCUGAAGAUCGCUAGCAUACAGGGCCGCGUCGGGUUUUAGCCCAACAGUGCCAUAGCCUUUGUUAUAAUCAUGUUCUAAGAAAACGAAACUAGACAGAGCAUCUGAUUUAUACAACCUUGCUGUGACGUUAUACUUGGUACAUGCGCACAGGCAAAGGUUCUUGAGUGACGACCGUUUCUCAGAAAAAGAAGCGAGACAAGCCUGGUAAAACACAGCGAACAUAAUAUUGAAGACUGUUGUCUUUAGCGUGAUGUACUUGACUGACGUUUCUUCUGCCUCUUCGUAGUUACACGAGGUCAAGAACAAACGUCAGAACGAUUGUAUGAAGCGGAUGCUCUGGUCUAUAGCUUAUACUCUUUGGAUGACGAUGUCUCGAAUAAUAAGGAUCAUUAUAAUAAAAUCAUAUUAAUCUUUAGUUAUAUAAUAAGUACUUAGAUUUUACUUUAUCAUGGUAUGCAUUUUUUAAUUAAGCGCAACUUUACCAGUUUACAUAUUAAAACACAUCAUGCUUUGCUUACCUUUAUUGUUUCACCUUUCUUUAGUAUAAAGUUAAAUAAGUUAGAUAAUAUGUAACAU
Messenger RNA from Cydia fagiglandana, 1135 nucleotides. RefSeq lists its product as uncharacterized. Lineage: Eukaryota; Metazoa; Arthropoda; Insecta; Lepidoptera; Tortricidae. The transcript is spliced from 2 exons. The record is from RefSeq and is a predicted model, not a curated record. The coding region runs from base 260 to 598 and encodes 112 amino acids.